UGAAAGAGUGAGAGAGAGAGAGAGAGUGAGUGAGUGAGUGUGAUCUAUGAAAAUUGUUAAAUAUUAAUCGAGGAUCCCUUUAAUUCGGUAUGGCUUUGUUAACAUAGAAUGUAACAAAUAAUUGUUAUAUUCGUUAUUAUUGUUAAUCUUGCAUAUAUUGCGUUAUCUGAAAUUUAUCUAGAAGACAAAUAUUCUGAAUAUAUUGGUUAGAAUUGAACAUAUUUAACCUUUCAAACGCGCCAAAUAUGAGAGACUCUGGUCAAGAAGAUUCAAUAACGCACUUGAACACACAAUUAAACAAGUCCAUGGUUUUGAUGGAGGACGCCACGGAUGUCCCGCCUGAGCACCCUCGACGCAGCAAAUCCAUUAAGAUAAAUACAAAGAUACAACCACCGACCGCGAGCAACAGUCCUGUGGUUAAAUCACGUAGGAGUAUCUUGAAGAAACCCGAUAGAUCGUUCAGUGAGAAAUCAACUGACAACGAAAUUAGGCGGUCAGAUGGUGAUAUUGAGAAUUUAAGCAAUUCAUCACAGAGAUUGUUGUCGUCAGCACUUGGUCCUGCGAGACCGCGCAAUCUCCAAGAAUUGAUUCAAAAGGAAAUACUAGAUGUGGAAUCUGUAUCUCCGGAAUCUUUCGAUCUGGAUGAAGUAUCAGACAGUGAAGAGAUUUGGAUUAUGGAUAUUCCAAAAUCAAUAGAUCCAAAGGAACUUCACGGUCAAAAGAUAAUUCUGGGCGACAAAUCAAAAAUUAAAAUUCAAGAGAAACGAUAUUGCGCAGUCGCUCGUAAUAUCUCAUAUAACGUUACAUGCAUCCUUAAUACUGGAAAGGAGAAACCACUGUACAAAACUGUGAAUAUCAAACCUGUGGGUUUAUUAACAGUAAGAAGAAAAUUGUCUGGAAUGUUAAAAGUGGAGCCAAUACCUUUAGAGAACUCCAGCAUGCCUGUACUUCCUGAUGAUUUGAGAAUAAGACAUCCACUUCUUGGUGUUAAUUAUGAUGGCAAGGUUAGGAAAAAAUCAAAAAAACGCAACUCGAUUAAAAAAGAAAUAAAAUCGUAGACAUGACUUAAUCAAGGAAACCUAGAUUUUACUUCAAAAUUAAGUAGGAUUCUGGUGAUCGUGUACAAGAAAGUAUAACAUAAAGAAUAUAACAUAGAGAAAAAACAUCUCUUAAGGGAACGUUUUAUAACUGUAUUUGUUUUCCAUAUGUCUAUAUAUUAGUUUAUAACAAUGACUAUAUUAAUUAUAGAAAUAUUUGUGACAAAUAUGUAUUUAUCCAAGAGUUAUAAGAGUUAAUUAUACAAUUAUACAGAUAUAAAAAUAUAACAGGACAUACAUAUUACAAAAUAAAUAAUAGGCCCAUCGUAUAAGAUUAUUCUUUGUAAGAUUUAUUUGUCUCAGAAGAAAUAUGCAUUUGUACAGUUAGAUUGGUUUCCUAUUGGAAAUAAAGGUUAUGGUUUUCUGGACAAUGAAAGUACCGGUACUGUUCAAAUUACGGUUUCGCCUAUCUCAAAGAACAAAGCGGUAAAUUAAAAAAAUCAAUUUUUUUAAUCAACACCGCCAUUUUGUAUUUUCGAAGAAACAAAGAUUUUGCUGGUAGAGCCUUGCCUGCUGUACAUCACGUCGUACAGAUAAUAAUUACUACUUUCUGUUCAAGAGAAAAAAAAAAUUGAAAUGUGAAAUUUUCAACUGCAACAUUUAAUCACUUGUAACUUUUGAUGCGGUUAAUCGAAUUCUGCGACUUGUGCUGAGUUUGUCAACAAUCAAAUUUGAUUCAGACAUCGAACCGAACUUUUUUUCGGGCGACCUAAUACGAUGUGGUCAACGUAAAAAUUCUUUAACGUCCAAUCGAACGUAUAGCAAACGUGUAAAUUCAGAGAUAGGUUGAAAAUUGUUUGGUGGAGGGAGGGAGGGGGGAUACAUACGAAAAGAAGAAAUAAGAAGACGACUAGAACCACAACAAAGUUUCAUUGCGCAUUAUCGUAUAUUUCUCGAUUAUCUUACUGAGAGAAUUAAAUUUUAUAAUUAUAGUUUUAUUAUCUUAUUCAUUCUCUUGUAUAUGUGACGUAUUCAUUCGUUAUUCCAUCCAUGAAAGCAGCAGACACGAUCAAUAAUCCCACCACGGGAAUAACUCCAUUCGACACAACGCCGCCGUGUUGUUAUGUACACAUCGUGGUACAUCGCGCUCAGACGUCUUCUCGCAUUUUAUCGUACACACGUGUUAUCAUAUUCCCAGUCUGUUAUUUUUUUUUCUUUCUCAUUUCAGUUCGCGUAAAUAAAAUACAUUGUAAUGUGUGAAUGUAUAUACUCGUGUAUAUGUAUGUGUGCGCUCGCGCGCGGAUGUAUAUUUGUAUGCAUGGGUAUGUAGUGUGUGUGUGUGUGUGUGUAUGUGUCUUGUAUGAG
This is a messenger RNA of Dinoponera quadriceps, 2402 nucleotides long. RefSeq lists its product as uncharacterized. The record is from RefSeq and is a predicted model, not a curated record. The coding region runs from base 246 to 1058 and encodes 270 amino acids. NCBI's taxonomy places the organism in Eukaryota, Metazoa, Arthropoda, Insecta, Hymenoptera, Formicidae. The transcript has 5 exons.